This is a messenger RNA of Haplochromis burtoni (Burton's mouthbrooder), 543 nucleotides long. Its product is annotated as glutathione S-transferase theta-3-like. Gene Ontology annotation, cellular component: cytoplasm. The record is from RefSeq and is a predicted model, not a curated record. Gene Ontology annotation, molecular function: glutathione transferase activity. NCBI's taxonomy places the organism in Eukaryota, Metazoa, Chordata, Actinopteri, Cichliformes, Cichlidae. Gene Ontology annotation, biological process: glutathione metabolic process.
AUGCAGCCUGUGGGCGCCGGCGUGGACGUGUUUGAGGGGAGACCCAAGCUGAGUGCGUGGCGGGACAGAGUCCAGGAAGCUAUUGGAAAGGAGCUCUUCGAUGAGGCACACCAGUAUAUCCUGGGAGCACAGGAGAGUGUGAAAAGCAUGGACUCCAGCAAGAUGCAGGUCUUCAAGCCCAAGAUCCUCAGGCUCUUCAUGUGAACAGGACGGCACCGAUUCUGUGCAAACGACUUGGAUUCAUCUCAUAUGUGUCGAUACAACAAAUACACACAACGUCUUACAUGUAUGUCUGUACUAACAGGAUAAUGUAGUAUGCAUUCCAGAUGUUUCAAGUAAACUCAGUACACUCUUGUUGCAUAGUGCAGGGCUGCUCCAUGGAGACAGGCAGACAUGGCUCUGCAGACCUGAUUAUGUAACAGAGGAAUGUGAAACAUGAGCUUUCAGAAUAAAUGCACAGUUAUAAAAGCUCUGUCCUCGUAUAUAAUGAAGCUGCUGUUAAUCUUCUUUCAAGCCUAAUAAAGUGUCUGCAGCACUCUGUCA